Molecule: messenger RNA, 537 nt
Organism: Pygoscelis adeliae (Adelie penguin)
Lineage: Eukaryota; Metazoa; Chordata; Aves; Sphenisciformes; Spheniscidae
Product: zinc finger protein 652-like
Exons: 3
Coding region: 1-537 (178 amino acids)
Biological process (GO): regulation of transcription by RNA polymerase II
Cellular component (GO): nucleus
Molecular function (GO): DNA-binding transcription factor activity, RNA polymerase II-specific; RNA polymerase II cis-regulatory region sequence-specific DNA binding
Source: RefSeq, a predicted model, not a curated record
AUGAGGAAACUGGUGGCCAACGCCAGGAUCUCUCUGUCCAGUGCCUGGACCUUGCGUCCCACCCCAAGCCCAUCCAGCCUGCAAACCUGGCUGAGCGAGAAGCCCUACAUCUGCGAGAUCUGCGGGAAGAGCUUCACCAGCCGCCCCAACAUGAAGCGGCAUCGCCGGACCCACACAGGCGAGAAGCCGUACCCCUGCGACGUCUGCGGCCAACGCUUCCGCUUCUCCAACAUGCUCAAAGCACACAAGGAGAAAUGUUUCCGCGUCAGCAACCCCUUGGCUUCGGACACAGCCGUCCCCCAACCUGCUGCCAGCCCGGCUCCGCUGCCCCCCAGCCCCGGCGUCUCCCCCCGUGUCGUUCUCCAUUUCAUCUUCCCAUGCAUCGGCUUCAUCUUCAUGCCGGGAUGCUGGCAGGGCUCAGAGGAGCAGGAUGCCGCGCCGUCCGGGGUUGAGCUCGCCGGCGUCAUAUGCCUGCUCGCUAGCCGAAUGAAUGCCUGCUGGCGGUUCAAUAUUUAUCAUAAGCCGAAAUCUAGCUAG